AUCCAUCUGCGAUCCAAUUGCUGAAGCAAUUUUUAGGCAAAGCCCACUCAAUGGAACGUAUGUUAUCAAUGAAACAGGAUAUGAUAAUCAUGGAUGAACAGAUUAUGGAAGCAGGGGGUGCUAACUAUGGUCGCAAGAAAAUGAGAGCUCUGAAAAUGCUUGCUCUCAAGACUGCUUCUGCGCUCAAGUGGAACCUGAAACUAUUAAUGGAUGAAUUGUCUCUGUCGAUGUCCAAUCAGCUCUUAUCUGAUUUGCUAGCCGAGGCUGGACUACUAAGCAGCCGAGAGAUUGUGGAGUGGUCAGACUUGGCUGACCAAGCUGUAUUUGCUUUGCAUAUUUACCAUAGAUGGGUUGUCCAAGCUGUUGUAAGGGAUAGUUUUCCCCAACGGCCACCUAAGUUCAACAGUGUUCAAAUGCCUGGUCAGUUUGAAACAGCCAAUCACACAGCAAAUAAUGAAGUUCUCAUGAACACGUUAAAAUCCGAUGUGGAGAUCUCACUUGGCAUUCUCGAAACUGGUCUGAGCUUGAUCAAGUCUCUGCAGAUGCCUGCUUUAGAGAGCUUCACAGCCCUGAGAGAGGAGGACGACGACGACGUAUCGCACUCGUGGGAGAAGGGUAUCACAAUCUGUCAGGAGGAGUUGAUAGCUCAGAUAAGUUACGACUUAGGAUGCUUCUAUUUCUUCAAGGAAGAUUACAAGAAAUCAUCUGAAAUGUUUGUCACAACAUCAAAAAUGUUGCAUAAGAUUGAUACACCAAAGUACUGUAUUAUUGACAAGAAAACUUUGGAGGGGUACUUGCUUGCUACUGGCACUGUGUGUGAUGAGCCUGGAACAACAAAGCAAGAGUUGUCCCUGCUAGAGAAAGUGAACCUGGCACGGGAGAAGAAUGACCAUGAGGAACUGGUAAGACUGUUGUCAGAUAACUGUGAGAAAUCAGAAUUGUGGUAUGUGUACACAUCGGAGCUGGAGAGAGGCUUUCCACACAGAAGCUCAAUGCAAUUUAAGAUCAUGUGUUGCAACGUGAUUCACAAGGUACUGGCUGGGAAGCUAGUCAGCAGCUCAUUCCCUACUCAUCUGGAACAUCAGGGUGUAGAUGGCAGCACUUAUCUAUUGAUAAUACAUAUUAACGUUUCUGAAUCGUACAUCGAAAGCUUACCAGCGGAUUCUUAGCGCAGAGAUUACCAAAAAGUUGCUGUCACAAUCGGAACUGGAGAGUCUCUUGGCACAUGACGGGCCACUAACUGACAAGACACCAUCAGCAAAGGUCACAAUCGAGAAUUCUGUGCUGGAGAUCGGCGAGCUGGAGAGGAGACUGCUUGUCAGUCUCGAUCAGUUUGAGAUCCUCGACUGCGUGAACAAGCUGGUGCAGGUGCGGCCAGGAAGGUCCCUAGCUUCUAUCAACUGCAAGUGGGAGGUAGGAGGAAUGCUACAGCAAGGUCUUGACGCCAUGUUCUCGGGCAUGUGCAAGGAUCUCACUUUCAUCCUGCUGGCCAAGGCUAAGCUUGCUGUGGCAGGAAAAAGCUAUUAUGAAGCCAAGCGGUUGCUAUCUGCUGCAGAAGCAGAGUCGGGUGAUGUCUCGUUCAUAUUCGUGCAGCUCAUCAGGUGGGAGAUAUUGCUGGUGGAUCUAAUCCUGUUCGAUAAUGCUGACAUUCCCACUGCCACGAGAGAGCUUGGCAAGAAGGUGAAAACCUGCAUGACGGCCUACAUGCAGGGCCAAGACGCUAUGCCUAGGACUGAGGUUAUUGAGCACUGCGCAGCCUUCCUGCUUAACGUAAAGGACUGGGACUAUUUGCGAAGUCUGCCCAAUGCAAACAAUGGAUGUCUGAAGCUUGCCUGCAUCAUGGCUAAUGUGUGCAAGGAUCUUCCAAAUACCAACAGCCGGAAUCUGGCUAGAGAUGUAUGGAAUGCCGUGAUGGGUGUGUUUAGUGUGAGCAGUCAGCAGAAGCGCACCAGUUCAGGAAUGGUGAGCAACAUACACAGGGACAGCUUCCAAAUGCUCCUGCCAAGGUCCGAGUUCAUAGAAUUUACAUGCAAAAUAAAGGUGGACAUUGUUUUGUCUGUUUUAAUAUCAUGCUUGACAAAGAUUUACAACAUCUUGAAGGAUGACUCGCUAAAAGAAGUUUUCUUGGACUACAUGUAUCUGUGGCCAUCGACUAUUGUCAGUCCUUGUUCUGUCGACGUGUACGUGGUCGAGGAAGCACUCGGUAAGAUUCUCGCUCACAGCUUGCGAAUCCACCCUAGCCACACACCCUGGCUGAGGAGCAAAGCUGACGUCUGUUACAGUAAUGGUCACUAUGGGGCAGCACUGAAGUAUUAUGUAGAAGCAGGAAUGGUGUGUAGCAACUUCUUUACGAAGCCAGUGCCAAAGACUAUAUAUACUGACCAGGUAUAUCGACGCAUGAUGAAGUGCUGCUCCUAUCUGAAAUGUCACACCCAGGAGGCGCUGCUGUGCCAGUUUCUCGACGAGAUUGAAUACAAGACGGCGUUCAAAGCGCUCCAGGAGAAGAACAGCUACGACGCGGUCGAUGCGUACUACGCCUACAUAUGGGACCCCACGAUUCUUGAGUUUCUCAUCAACCUUCACGUAAAGCGCUUUGAGAUUGACAGAAAAAAUCAGGCUAUAAAGGCACUGGGCCAGUUGGAAUUAAAUGCUAACAACGACCCUGUAGUCCUACAGAUGGCAGCACAGAAGCGCAAAGGAGAUUUUCUGCGUGCGCUCGCAAUGCAGUAUGUGACGUCAGGGAUGGAAAAACCUUGAAGAUGCAGAGCAGAGCAACUUAAAAAUUCUGCCGUGUCAACCACAAACGCCUCUAAAAGAACAAAUUAACAUGAUAGCAUUGCAUAUGUGACACACACAAGGGAUGUGUAAUGAAAGUCAAAUGGCAAUUCUUAUCAAAAAUGCCUCUGCAUUUAUGUAUAUAGUGUAAAAGUAUACUCAAGAAUGUUGAGAAGUUAUGGAAAAUAAUACCAUCGGUUUGUAAAUUAAUUAUUGCUGCAACAGCGAUCGUUAACAAAGGAACAUAUCUGGUUGUGAUAUCACGUUAC
Messenger RNA from Priapulus caudatus, 3044 nucleotides. Its product is annotated as integrator complex subunit 8-like. Gene Ontology annotation, cellular component: integrator complex. Gene Ontology annotation, biological process: snRNA 3'-end processing. NCBI's taxonomy places the organism in Eukaryota, Metazoa, Priapulida, Priapulimorpha, Priapulimorphida, Priapulidae. The record is from RefSeq and is a predicted model, not a curated record.